GUGUUGAGGGCGGAAGAAGAGUCUUUCAUGUCCUUGGAGCGCAUGGUACUGCAGCAGAGAAAUGGCAGAGGAGGUUCAGACUCGGUUACAGAAUGGCGUGGAUGGAAUGGUUAAGAACCUGGAGAGGGAAAACAUCAGGAAAAUGCAGGGGAAGAUGUUUCGGUGUAGCGCUAAGUGCUGUGAUAAUGAAGCAGCUUCUAUGCAGACUGUGCACAACUGUAUAGAGCGCUGCCACAUUCCACUUGCUCAAGCACAAAGUCUGGUCACCAGUGAGCUGGAGAAAUUUCAGGAUCGCCUUGGUCGGUGCACCAUGCACUGCAAUGACAAAGCUAAGGACUCCUUUGAUUCCGGCAAUAAAGAAGUAAAAGUAAGGGCUCAGUUGGAGAGCUGUGUGAUGAAGUGCGCAGAAGAACACAUGAACCUCAUCCCCAGUAUGACCAAGAAACUGAAGGAUGCUUUAAUUGAGGCCGACAAGAAAACUUCUUAGGAUCUAGAAAUGUUUGUUCCAGCCAUCCUUCCUGCUGGAGUGGGCAGCCGCAACAGAGUUCUGAGGAACGUGGACUAAAAACUUCCUUCAUCUGAUGGGAAACAGGAUGCUGUCAAGACAGAAAACAGGAUUGUCCCUCCAGCUCGGGGACCAAGCUAACAGCCAGUCUUUUAUGGAUUUUUACUUCCUUAAAGUUUAUAGAACUCUGGGCAUACUGACAUAUUUUUAGAAAUGAUGAAGGCUCAGAGUAAUCAAAGUAAUCGCCCCAGAAAAGCUCAAAUACCAAUGAUAUGAGAAUGACAGCAAAA
Molecule: messenger RNA, 795 nt
Organism: Rana temporaria (common frog)
Lineage: Eukaryota; Metazoa; Chordata; Amphibia; Anura; Ranidae
Gene: TIMCC
Product: family with sequence similarity 136 member A
Exons: 3
Coding region: 62-487 (141 amino acids)
Cellular component (GO): cytoplasm
Source: RefSeq, a predicted model, not a curated record